AUGGGGUGCUGCGGAGAUCGCGAAAAGGGCACCACCGUUACCGAGGAGCAGAAGUGGACUUACAUUACCUUGUCCGACUUCAAGUCCACCUCGUGCCUCGCGCCUUUCUCUUACGCCUGGCUGUGGAUACUCGUCUUCAUCUCGUGUGCCGUGUAUGCCGCCGACGCCUUCACGGCCGUCAAUCUCCUUGCUUUUGACAAAUGGACGAGCCAGGUCAAGCCUACCGUACCUUUCGACGUAGCCAAAUGGAUCUUCGCCAUUACCAUCAUCAUCUCUUAUGUCUUUCUCGUAUAUCGAUGGAUCAGGGCUCUGCGCGUUAUGCGCACAGGAAGUGUCACCGAGUGCUACCUCGAGCCAUUGGCUGCUAUACUGCAGAGUAUGCGCAUUACCAAGGCUGGCCAGGGCUGGCGUCGUUUUCUCGUCUUCGCCGAGUUGACCAAGAGUAAGAAGGGUGCCAACUACAUCGCCCUUUUCGUCUACUUCCAGUUCAAGAGCGCCCUGCUCAUCAUUGUUGCACAAGGACCUCGCAUUGCCCUCAACGCCAUGACUUUGUACGCCGUCAUGCAAGCGAACCUCUUGCCCGUCGGCGAGCAUGCGUCAGAAGAUCGCUCCAACUUCGAGCAGUUCUUCAUGAACAUCAAAGUCAUGGUCGACACUGGCAACAAGCAGGAAACUGUAAUCUACUUCACCAUGUUGUUCUCCUUGGUCAUCUGGGUCAUCGCUGCGCUGGGUUUGAUUGUUGCAGGGAUACUAUACCUCUUCUUUCUGUGGCACUACAUUCCCAAGGCUGACGGAAGUCUUACCAACUACUGUCGGCGCAAGGUCGAGACUCGUCUGGAACGUAUUGUGGGCAAGAAAAUCAAGAAGGCGAUUGAGAAACAGAACCAGCAGCUGAAGAGGGACGAAGAGCGAGCUAUCAAGAAGGGCGAAUUCGACGCGUCCAAAUCUCGACCUACUCUGCCCAAGCUUGAGGGUGACGACGACGACACAUCCACUGUCUUCUCGAUGCAACGAUCCGACACAAUGAACACGACCGCAACGCUUCCCCAAUAUACCGUGUCGAAUGCGCCAGCCUAUAGGUCGAACCCCCCAUCGCGCUCGAACACUUCCAACACCAUCAACACGACGAAUACUGGGCGAAAUCUGAUGAACAAACCGUCUCUGCCUACUCUAGACGAGCGACCUGGUAUGCCAGAGCGGGACUUCACAAACUUCUCGACUGCCAGCUAUGGUUCCAAUGCCCCAAUGUUGAGCCAAGCUGGAGGCAUGGGCAGGUCAUCACCAGCACCUCCGAUGCCACCUCUAGACCGUAACGGCACUGGAUAUUUUGACGAUCAACACAACCUGUCAUUCCAACCAGAACGUUCAUUCACACCGAUGUCACAGGGCAGGGCAUCUCCACUCCCACCACGCGGUCCUAUGCCGCCUGUAGACACAAAUUACAACAAUUAUCACAAUUACGACAACGGGCGAUACGAGAACGACUCCCAGUUGAUCACUCCACUUUCCAACGAUCAACGCGGCCCACCAUCGUCUCACCCUAACCGCCCAUAUCAGGAGUUCAGCCCUUACGACAGUCGCGGGCCUCAUAUGGGUCCUGAGUAUGAGCUGUCACCUGUUGAUGUGAACCCAACAGAGGACAUCUCCCAGCACUACUUCGCAGACUCGAACGUUGGGGACAACUACCAGCCACCUCAAUUACCCAGCGCAUUGAGAUCUGGAUCGCCUGCGCCUUCGCAACCCGCAGGCUUGCCAUCUCAACCACGCGCAGGUACCGCGCCUCCACGAUCUGGUACAGCACCGCCCCGAGCAGGCAUACCAGCAUCACUGCAGUCAGCAAUCCAGCGUCGCGAGGCCUCACAACCUUUCCCUAACAGAGGCAUGAAUGGCUCUGCGCCACCCCAACAGCAGCGAAGUGCGACAGCACCAAUCCAACAACCAGGCUGGGCACAAGGCCCUCCUCGCAGCUUCACACCCCAGGGUCCGGGUCCCCAGCAGCGUAGUUACACACCUGUGUCUGGACCCCAACAACGCAGCUACACACCCAAUGCGCCGCGCGGCUACGACAACAGUUACAACUACUGA
Messenger RNA from Alternaria burnsii, 2085 nucleotides. RefSeq lists its product as uncharacterized. The record is from RefSeq and is a predicted model, not a curated record. NCBI's taxonomy places the organism in Eukaryota, Fungi, Ascomycota, Dothideomycetes, Pleosporales, Pleosporaceae. Gene Ontology annotation, cellular component: plasma membrane. Gene Ontology annotation, molecular function: potassium ion transmembrane transporter activity. Gene Ontology annotation, biological process: potassium ion transmembrane transport. The transcript has 2 exons. The coding region runs from base 1 to 2085 and encodes 694 amino acids.